UUUCUGUUAGGCGGUCUGGACAGAAACGGCUCGUGCCGUGCGCUUUAUCAUUCUACUUUAUUUACGUUGCUUUCCGGGUUCAGUAUACAUUUUAAACUCGUUUUAAAUUUCUGACUCUAAAAUGAGCGACCACGAGAAGGAUUUCAGGGAGCAGGUUAAGGUGGGAAGAAAGAAAAAGGCCCAAGACGUGUCAGAUGUGACGUUUUUAAUGUUUGAAGCUGAUGGGGUUGAUGCAUGCUAAUGUUUUGGAAGCUGAAAAGAAGCGAUCAAGAUCUGGCCUCACUUCUAGUGUUGUAAUGGCAGAUGGUAAAAGGGGGAAGAGGAGGAGGAGGAAAAAAGAAGUCAGAUUCAAACGGAAGAAAGAAGAAAUGAAGGGUUGUUAUGAAGUAAUGAAGUGAACGAAGUUAUGAAGUUAAGAUCAGAAGUAUAACUGGGACUCUCGGGGAGGCUCGAGGAGUGCAUCCCCUAGGGGCUCAGCAAAAUCCACCAGCCACUCUCCCGCACGCUCUAAAGAUGGCUCUCGGCGCUCCAGGUCCAGAUCUCGCUCCCAGUCCAGAUCAAAAUCAAGAUCAAGGUCCCAUCGAAGUUCACGCAGACGCUACUCCCGGUCUCGUUCCCGGUCUCGACGCAGACACUCAAGGAGCCGCUCUCGCAGCUCAGAUUACCGACGACGUAGGAGCCAUAGCCGUUCCCCGAUGUCAAAUCGGCGGAGACACAUCGGCAACAGGGGCAACCCAGACCCCAGCGCCUGCCUGGGUGUGUUUGGUCUGAGUCUUUACACCACCGAGAGGGACUUGAGGGAGGUUUUUUCUAAAUAUGGUCCACUGGCUGAUGUCAACAUAGUGUAUGAUCAGCAGUCGCGUCGCUCAAGAGGUUUCGCUUUUGUUUAUUUUGAAAACAGUGCGGACUCCAAGGAGGCCAAGGAACGUGCUAAUGGUAUGGAGCUUGACGGACGCAGGAUCAGAGUGGAUUUUUCUAUUACCAAAAGAGCUCACACUCCAACUCCAGGAAUAUACAUGGGACGCCCCACAUAUGGUGGUGGAGGGGGAGGAAGUGGAGGGAGUGGAGGAAGUGGAGGUGGUUCAUCACGCCGUUUCUCUAGGGACUACGACCGUAGCUAUGACAGAGGAUAUGAUAGAGGUUAUGAUCGAGACUACGAUCGUUAUGAAGAACGAGAGUACCGAUCGUACAGGCGCAGAUCUCCGUCUCCGUACUACAGCAGAGGUUACCGCUCGCGAUCUCGGUCCUACUCACCACGUCACUACUAGGCAUUGAGGGUAGUCGGCUACAGUGUUACUUUUGGAUGCUGUUUUCAUUUUCGUGUGUGUGUGUGUGUGAGAAAGAGGCUUUUGCAUGCAUUCGUGUAUAAGAAAGUUACACUUUUAUGUCCAAACAUGUCAAAGGCAAUGUUGAAUUUUCAUGUCACUGGGUUCAGCAAAGAUUAUGGAGGAUCAAAAGUCACGAUUUUUCACUUUUUCAGCUUUGCUCUUUGCCUGACUAAAUUCUGUAUGUUGUGGCAAAUAAAAAUUCAGAAGGCUGUUUAAAGUUAUUGGAAAAAUACUUUGCUUGAACUGACAUGUUAUCUCUAUAGGAUUUUGUGCUUUUUUUGUUCUAUAUAAAUGGCUUCUUUAAAAUCGAUGUUUUUUUUGUUUUUUUUUUUGUUAAAAAUGAAAUGACAUUUUUGUCUUUGCUUGGUGGGUACUAGUGUAUUGUUUUUGUAUAUAAGCAAUAAAAAUACCUGGGUCA
This is a messenger RNA of Girardinichthys multiradiatus, 1746 nucleotides long. RefSeq names its product transformer-2 protein homolog alpha-like. Gene Ontology annotation, molecular function: RNA binding. NCBI's taxonomy places the organism in Eukaryota, Metazoa, Chordata, Actinopteri, Cyprinodontiformes, Goodeidae. Gene Ontology annotation, cellular component: spliceosomal complex. The transcript has 9 exons. Gene Ontology annotation, biological process: positive regulation of mRNA splicing, via spliceosome. The coding region runs from base 696 to 1268 and encodes 190 amino acids. The record is from RefSeq and is a predicted model, not a curated record.